Molecule: messenger RNA, 1130 nt
Organism: Coregonus sp. 'balchen'
Lineage: Eukaryota; Metazoa; Chordata; Actinopteri; Salmoniformes; Salmonidae
Source: the annotation of a GenBank genome assembly
UUCCUCCUCAUUAAAGGUCCCAGUCAGUUCCUCCUCAUUAAAGGUCUCAGUCAGUUCCUCCUCAUUAAAGGUCCCAGUCAGUUCCUCCUCAUUAAAGGUCUCAGUCAGUUCCUCCUCGUUAAAGGUCUCAGUCAGUUCCUCCUCAUUAAAGGUCUCAGUCAGUUCCUCCUCAUUAAAGGUCCCAGUCAGUUCCUCCUCAUUAAAGGUCUCAGUCAGUUCCUCCUCAUUAAAGGUCUCAGUCAGUUCCUCCUCAUUAAAGGUCCCAGUCAGUUCCUCCUCAUUAAAGGUCCCAGUCAGUUCCUCCUCAUUAAAAGGGCCCAGUCCCGUUCCUCCUCUUUAAAGGUCUCAGUCAGUUCCUCCUCAUUAAAGGUCCCAGUCAGUUCCUCCGCAUUAAAGGUCUCAGUCAGUUCCUCCUCAUUAAAGGUCCCAGUCAGUUCCUCCCCAUUAAAGGUCCCAGUCAGUUCCUCCUCAUUAAAGGUCCCAGUCAGUUCCUCCUCAUUAAAGGUCUCAGUCAGUUCCUCCUCAUUAAAGGUCCCAGUCAGUUCCUCCUCAUUAAAGGUCUCAGUCAGUUCCUCCUCAUUAAAGGUCUCAGUCAGUUCCUCCUCAUUAAAGGUCUCAGUCAGUUCCUCCUCAUUAAAGGUCUCAGUCAGUUCCUCCUCAUUAAAGGUCUCAGUCAGUUCCUCCCCAUUAAAGGUCCCAGUCAGUUCCUCCUCAUUAAAGGUCUCAGUCAGUUCCUCCUCAUUAAAGGUCCCAGUCAGUUCCUCCUCUUUAAAGGCCCCAGUCAGUUCCUCCUCUUUAAAGGUCCCAGUCAGUUCCUCCUCAUUAAAGGUCUCAGUCAGUUCCUCCUCAUUAAAGGUCUCAGUCAGUUCCUCCUCAUUAAAGGUCCCAGUCAGUUCCUCCUCAUUAAAGGUCCCAGUCAGUUCCUCCUCAUUAAAGGUCCCAGUCAGUUCCUCCUCAUUAAAGGUCUCAGUCAGUUCCUCCCCAUUAAAGGUCCCAGUCAGUUCCUCCUCAUUAAAGGUCUCAGUCAGUUCCUCCUCAUUAAAGGUCCCAGUCAGUUCCUCCUCUUUAAAGGCCCCAGUCAGUUCCUCCUCUUUAAAGGUCCCAGUCAGUUCCUCCUCAUUAAAGGUCUC